Cordyceps fumosorosea ARSEF 2679 is the source of this 456-nucleotide messenger RNA. RefSeq names its product protein kinase domain protein. The coding region runs from base 1 to 456 and encodes 151 amino acids. The record is from RefSeq and is a predicted model, not a curated record. The transcript has a single exon. NCBI's taxonomy places the organism in Eukaryota, Fungi, Ascomycota, Sordariomycetes, Hypocreales, Cordycipitaceae.
AUGAAGGCCAUCAACAUCAUCGCACUCCUGGCCGGCGGCUCCCUCAUCCAGGCCGCCAAUGUCGACACGCGCGCCGCCGAGGAAGAGUGCGGCGCUCUCGGCGUCAUGGAGGCCCCCGCCUCCGCCUACCUCAACGGAGGCGUCGUCCGCCAGUGCCGAGACCACCCCAUGGGCUCUGACCGCGGCCUCGACAUCAACGACGAGGUUGCCAACGCGCCCUUCAAGCAGGCCGAGGCGCGCAACAGCGUCCCCGACACCCUCACCAAGCGCUGCCCGAGGACCGCCGCCUGGGGCUGCGGCAACGGAGGCUACUGCUGGAAGAAUUGCGGCAGGAACGGAGAGUGGUGCUGGACGGCGGGGAAUUACGGCAACGGACCCUGGGCGCGCUGCAGCUCUUGGAAGGAUUGCGGCUUUGAUGAUAUGAGGUACUCCUGCAGCGGUGGCUGCGGUUGUUAG